This is a messenger RNA of Plodia interpunctella (Indianmeal moth), 7757 nucleotides long. It is a transcript of the gene Hipk, whose product is annotated as Homeodomain interacting protein kinase. Gene Ontology annotation, biological process: peptidyl-threonine phosphorylation; peptidyl-serine phosphorylation. The transcript is spliced from 24 exons. Gene Ontology annotation, molecular function: protein tyrosine kinase activity; ATP binding; protein serine/threonine kinase activity. The record is from RefSeq and is a predicted model, not a curated record. NCBI's taxonomy places the organism in Eukaryota, Metazoa, Arthropoda, Insecta, Lepidoptera, Pyralidae. The coding region runs from base 478 to 3684 and encodes 1068 amino acids. Gene Ontology annotation, cellular component: cytoplasm; nucleus.
AGCCCGCAGUUCAUUUGUGUGAGUUCGUUCGUCGCUUCCGUUUGACGGAUUUGUGCGACGUAAGCGGGUGUGUGCGAAAGUAUGAAGUGAAAUCGUAUAAAAAAAGUGUGUGUAAUGUUUAGUGUUAGUUUAAUUUGUGUUAAGAAUCCAAAAUGAGUGCGAACGGAUAGCUGUGAACUGAUUUUUUGUCUAGAAAACAAGUACGUUUGUGGUACACGUAACAUUUCGUAUGGACAGUUUCAAAAUGGCUGUGUUUUGAAGGACCCUUUGUCCGCUUUCGUGUGCUUCUUUCAGCAUGAUAGUGGGAUCGUACUGUCAGAAUAUUGACUUCAAGAGGUGAGAAAGGUCCUUGAUAAGUUUUAGUGCCUUCAGUGUACCUACGUGGAGUGGAAAAGUACUGGUUCCCGCCGAAGUGCGGUGUCGGUCGAUUGCUUUCUACGCAAGCGAUACGAACGAAACGCUCACUUGCGACGUGGAAUGCAUGUCAUGUACACGGAGCCGCCGGCGCAAUAUCGCAACAGUCAACCCCACACGCGCUCAGAUCAAAUUUGCGAGUCGCCCGCCCGCCACCAGCCUGCCAAGAAGCGUCGCGUGCUGACUCCAUCGCGCUCGCAUUGUCUGGACAACACCACCUACAAGAACAAGUGCUGGUCAGCCGUCGGGGGUGGCUGCUGCGCCGCGCCCGCCGUGCCGAGUCGCGCGUGCGAUGCGGAGCGGUCCCCGCCGGCCGCGCCGCCUCCCGCCCCGCCCGUGCACUGCGCCAGGCCGUGUUGCCGCGACGCUACUGUCGGAGAUAGCAACGAACAGCGACGGGCCCAAUUGGGGAGCGGCGCGGCGGGCGCGCGGCACAAGACGGCACCGCAGGCCGCAACGACGACGGCCCACAGCAAGCAGCUGGCGGCGGGCGGGGGCAACCACCCGCCCCAGCCGCAAGGUAACCACAAACGCUCCGGCUGCGGUGGCGAUGGCGACUACCAGCUGGUGCAGCAUGAGGUGCUCUACUCCUCGUCCAACAGGUACGAGGUGCUGGAGUUCCUCGGGCGAGGCACCUUCGGGCAGGUGGUGAAGUGCUGGAAGAAGGGCACCAACGAGAUAGUCGCCAUCAAGAUCCUCAAGAACCAUCCCAGCUAUGCUCGCCAAGGACAGAUCGAGGUGUCCAUCCUCUCCCGCUUGUCCCAAGAGUCCGCGGACGAGUUCAACUUCGUGCGCGCGUACGAGUGCUUCCAGCAUCGCUCGCACACGUGUCUCGUGUUCGAGAUGCUGGAACAGAACCUGUACGACUUCCUCAAGCAGAAUAAGUUCUCCCCGCUGCCGCUCAAGUACAUCCGGCCCAUACUGCAGCAGGUGCUCACGGCCCUGCUCAAACUCAAGCAACUGGGCCUGAUCCACGCGGACCUGAAACCGGAGAACAUAAUGCUGGUGGAGCCGGCGCGGCAGCCCUACAGGGUGAAGGUCAUUGACUUCGGCAGCGCCUCGCACGUCAGCAAGGCGGUCUGCAACACCUACCUGCAGAGCAGAUACUACAGAGCGCCAGAAAUAAUCCUCGGGCUAGCGUUCUGCGAAGCGAUAGACAUGUGGUCGCUGGGCUGCGUGGUGGCGGAGCUGUUCCUGGGCUGGCCGCUGUACCCGGGCUCCUCCGAGUACGACCAGAUCCGCUACAUCUCGCAGACGCAGGGGCUGCCCACCGAACACAUGCUCAACAGCGCGAGUAAAACAGCCAAGUUCUUCUACCGGGACGUGGACAGCACGUACCCGUUCUGGCGGCUGAAGACGCCCGAGGAGCACGAGCUCGAGACCGGCAUCAAGAGCAAGGAGGCCAGGAAGUACAUCUUCAACUGUCUGGACGACAUUGGACAGGUCAAUGUACCAACUGAUCUUGAAGGAGGCCAACUGUUGGCAGAGAAAGCAGACAGAAGGGAGUUCAUCGAUUUAUUGAAGAGAAUGCUUACGAUGGACCAAGAAAGGAGGAUAACUCCAGGAGAAGCAUUGAAUCAUGCGUUUGUAACGCUAGCGCAUCUAGUGGACUAUGCACACUGCAACAACGUCAAGGCUUCCGUGCAAAUGAUGGAGGUGUGUAGACGGUCCGGGUCAGGUGUGGGUGUGGGCGUGGGCGUGGGAGUGGGCGUGGGCGUGGGCGGCGGCGUGGCGGGCGUGGGCGCGGAGUACGUGGGCGGGGUUGUGGCGCCCGCAGCGCCCUCCGCACACCACCUGGCGCUCACCAUCAACCAGCAGCGACUGCGGGCCGCGCCCUACGACAACCUGUACCAACUGUACGGAGGCACCCGCGUGGCGGUGGGCGGCACGCGGCAGUAUUCGCGGGCAGCGGAGCCCUUCCCGCACCAGUUCGUGUCUUCUAUCCUGUGCCAGCCCUAUCAGGUGCAGCAGCUGGCGGCCGCCGCCGCCGCCGCCGCCGCACACCAGCACGCGCCACUCAUCGUGGAGCCGCUGCCUGACGACCUCCACCAUCCGCACCACGUCCACCACCACAACAAGAGGGUUGUCGACAGAUCAACAAAGCAGCAGACGGCCGCCGUGCCUCACUACCAGCCGCACCACCAAACGCAUCAAUACAGCAUGGCAAGCAGUGGUGGCAAGAAAGAGCCGACGCAGCUGUCGCCUGUGAAGAAGAGAGUGAAGGAAGGAACCCCACCAUCACGGCAUAGACAUUAUCAUCAUGAGCAUACGAGCGCAAUCCCACCGCCGCAGCCGGCGUGGGAGGGCUGCGUGGCGCCGGCGCCCCCGCCCCCCGCGCCCCCGGCGCCCCCGGCCCCCACAGCGCCCCCGCAGCCCACCAUCACCAUCCGCGACACCCCCUCCCCCGCCGUCUCCGUCAUCACCAUCUCCGACUCCGACGAUGAUGAGCACAGGCCGACGGCCAAUCAAAACGACACAGCUCCAGCCGCGAACGAGUGCGCAGCGUCGUCACAGCACCACAGCGCCGAAGCCGCCAACCCCGGACACAGCGGCCACAGCGGUCACAGCGGCCACAGCGCUCACGGCGGCGUGAUCUGCUCCGCGCGGUCGCCGCGCGACCACAGACACGUGAAGCACGAGCACCAGCCCUGCCACCAUCAUCACACGCAACAACAGCAAGCGGCGCCGCAGCAGCCGACCAGCAGCCACGUGGCGGCAGCGGCGCAGGCCACGCCUCAGAGCCAGAAGAAGAGAUUGCUGGCGCUGGCUCAGCAGGAGCAGGCCAAGCGUGAGCACGAGCACCACUACGUGCCGAGUGGAUCCACAGUGCGACAGGCGGCCGACUACCAGUGCAAUCAGUAUGUGCCCGUUCAGCACAAUAAAAGAGAUAGCAGCGGCGGUCGCGGCGAGUACUUGCCCAGCAGUGGGAUGGCGGGCGUGGGCGUGGGCGUGGGCGUGGGCGCGGUGGGGCUGAGCGCGGCGCCCCCCGCACACAAGCACCCGCACGCCUGGCACCACCAUCCGCACCCGCACUACAAGACGAGCAGCGGCGGAGUAUUGUCCCCAGGCGGGGGCGUGUCCCCUGGGUACUUGCCCCCUCCAUUAUAUGUCCCUACGUACCACUAUCACACCGGCGGCGUGGGCGGCGUGGCCGGACCCCCGCCCGCACACCACGCCAGCAGCGCGCGUCUCCCGCCCUAUCUGCAGACGUACUCGCCCACCUACCUCGUGCCGCAGCACCACCAGCAGCACCUCUGGUACACCGACUGAUGGCCCGACCUCUGUCCUCGCCUCGGCCUCGUGCCCACCUGAGGGUCACGCGGACGUCUCUGCCAUGUAACUCUGCUACUUUCCGAGGAAGUACUUUGAGCCAGAAGAAUGACUCGAUCUCUUCGUGUGUACCGGUAAUUUGGUACGGCGGAAGAAACAAAGAAAUUAGGACAGGAUUGCUCUUCGUACGACAUGCGAUCCUGGUGCUUCGGUCCGGCGAAAGGAGAUAUCGAAAUAAGAAUCGGCUGAAAAGCCCCUUCAAAUACCAUGCCACCACCCUGGUAAUUUGAGGCGGCUCAGGAAGAUUUAUUAUGCUAUUCGUUGAUUGUCAAACGUUCGAGCUAGAUUUCCACACCAUUCCUUAUAAAUAGCGCAGGCUUUUUGUACAUAUAUGAUAUGAAAUCACUGAAUCGUCGAAAAAAACGGCGAUUUUUAUUAUUGUAUUUCUUGAAUUUUGACUUUUUAGCACUCAGCGGCCCUUAUCGAUGAUCGGACGACCGGUUGCUAUCGAUUCGCUCAUUCGAUAAGGGCGCUCGAGUGCACGAGGAACCGGAAUUCGAUUCUAUAUCACACAGCAAUUUUUAAUUAAAUCUAUGACUAGUGUGUGUCCAAUGUUUUAGCGAGUUCCUUCUCUUAUUUGACCGAACGGUCUUGUAUUUAUAGUUAAUCGACUAUCUGUACAAAUAUUGUCGUUAGCGACUAUCUUAAUCGAUAUACCGAGAGUAUAUAUCUUAAUGAUCGAUGUUUUACAUAAUACGGGAUGUGUUUAAUCGUUUAUGUUCAUAAGUUCGAUCGAUUUUAGUAUUGCAUUAUUCGCGGGUCCUUACGCGUUAGGUUUUAAUGACAGUGUUUAUUUACGUGUAUUAUAUGGAUUGUAAAUUUCGCGUUAGUAUAAUUUUGCUGCAAAAGCGAUGCGAGUAGGCUGCAUUUACUAAUAUUUUAUCGUAGAAUAGUGUUUGUACCAAAUCUUUAUAUGGGGAUUUUGAGGGCCCGGCGCUUGUAUAGCCGCCGGGAAUCCAUUUUGUAUUUAGUUUUACGUGAUCGGUGAUUUUGUCAAUUAUUAUUUUGAUUUUAACUUUAGUGUAAUGGUUUGCUUUAGAUAUUGAGAGUAUUUUUUCUUGCGUUCCAUAUCAAGUAGUGUAGUUGUGUGGGUCGACCCAUUUAAUUAAACAAAUACAAACAUUUAUGCUGUGUUUAAUACCUAUAUUCAUGUAAUUUACGGGAUUUUUUACUAUGUAGAUAUUGUGUGUAGCAGCGGUGAUGGAUGCAUAGAUGUAGUUUUCAAAGUAUGUUAAACGAAAUAAAAAAUAUAUCAUAAGAAUUUUAUGAACAUUUAGUACACACUAAUAAAUAGUAAACGAGUGUAAUACAUGUAUAUUCACAUUUAGAUAGAUGGAGAAUUGUUAUUGAAAACUAAUUAUUAAAGUUUAUACAAAUUAAUGCAAUUAUUUUACGACUGCAAUUUAGUUUAAUUCGAUAGUAUGUGUAGUCGGCGCGUGGUCUAGCGGGCCACGGCAGGUUUCUGAGUUCCGAGUUAGCUGUGAGCGAGGCGCCCCGGUGCCACGACGCCCUGAAGCCCCGGCGCCCCGGGCCACUAGUAACAUGUAAGUCCUAUCGUACAAUUUUAUAGUCAUAUCAAAGAAACUCGGCAACAGAACCCGUAUUUUUCAUAACGGUCACGGGCGCCUCUCGUACUUAUGAUGUUCUUUAUCAUAAUUUUGCUUAACAGCAAACCUAGUUUGAAGUGACUUCUUUACGAUAUUCGCAUAUAAUCGACGCUCUAUCGAGACGCCACGACGCAGCAUUCAUUUAUUUGAAUAUAUAAAUAUAUUAAAUUUUUAACGAAUAAAAUUUACUUUUUUAUGACAAGACUAUGUAAUGUUAAUUUGAUUAUAUUUUUAGUGAAUUAGCUUUGCUGGUUGACAAUAAUCUUAUGUUUAGUUUUAAUGUCACAUACGGUUGUAGUAAUUAAUGGUAGUGCAUUGUAAUGAUUUUUACUCUAUGGUUUUAUCCGGAACAUAAAUGGCUAAACAUUGCAUAGAUUACGCUAACUCGUUUAAUAUUUUUUUUUUAGUAUUAAAGUUGGUUUUAUAGUGUGUUGUUUUACUUGUGCCUUAGUUCUAAAUAACUUGUUUACUCUUUACUUAGUUUUCUAUACGUGUAUCACUUGCGCUUGGUCCCUGCAAUGUUUAGUACACAUGCACCUACUAGCGAGACGCAGUAUUUUUGUAAUUAUUUUUUGAGAAAAUAGCUAAAAAAUAAAUUAACGCCAAUCAAUGAAUAUUUUGUCAUUUGUAAUGUUUAAAUGUGUUUUUCUGUAAAUUUGUGCAUAACGUGCUAUAUUUAGUGUAAUUAAUAGUGAAAUGUAAAUUAAUCUAAAUUAUUACGCAAUGAGGAAUCAAUUGAUGUAUAAUAAUGGAAUCGUGAUUGUUAUCUGCAUAAAGAAAGAAUUUUUUUGUGUUGUUCAAAAUGUCAUAUUUUUUGUAAAACCAUGAUUUACGUUGUGUAAUAAAACAUUGAAAAUCAAAUUAAUAUUUAAUAAUUGAUUUGUAGAAAAUUGCAAUAUACGUUGAAGUUUUGGAAUGGCAGAAUUUAAGUCCUCAAAUCGUCCAAUAAUUACAUGACAUGUAAAAUUUAUUACUUCGCGAUAGUGGAUGUUUGUUUUAAUUAUUUAAUGGAUACUACCUCCGCAACUAGGUGCAUGUACGGAUAUCAAAAAAAGUGCGAGAUUGCCCCCCGGGGCGUAGUUAUGAUCUCUUUCUGUGCGCCCCCACUACAACAAUUACCCCCACCCUUGUUUAAUUGCCGACCAAUCACUGCACACUUUUACCUACUUAUGUAGUUACGGGGUUUCAUUUUUAAGUGUAUUAACAAUGGAAUGUUAUAUUUUCUAUAUAAUUAUUAUUAUUACUUAAUCUUAGUUCGUAAACGUUCAUUAAGUUGGAGAUUUUUUUUGCCUUAACAAAUAUAGUGUAUAUGGGGCAUGUCUGGACUUAUCAGUCGUACAAUACAUCCGUUAUGCUUAUACUGUGAUCUACUCAUUAUUAUUAGUUGAAAACUGAUUGUAAAUUUUGGGUUGUUGCAAUAAAUUAUUGUGUAUAAAAUUGCAUUUUGAACACGGCAUGCCCGUAAAGCGCGAACGCGUAGCGACAAUAAUCAGAAUAAAUUGUAUUGAGCUAUUUAAUGUACAAAUACUCCAUAAUACGUGUGAUUUAGUCUGCUGGCAUAACAUGACAGAACACACAGUCUGUUGAAAGCGAUCAAGGUGAUCCAUGCAACGUAUCCUGGCUGUAUCGGAGUCUAUUACACUUAGUUCCAAAAUGUUUAUAAUUUGUUUUCCUAAAAGUAUAUUCGAUGGCCUAGUAUAUAAUAUUCAAUACCAAUAUAAUUCAGACUUCCAUCUCAUAAUUUCAAUAUGUAUUUCUAUAUCAAUGUCAAUAUGUUAUUAUUUUGAUUUAAUUUGUAUGAGAUUAAUUGUUCUCUUCUAUUGUGACUUGUAUGUGGCAAUUAGUAGUAAUAGCCUUGGUUAUCAAUGAAAAUAUUUGUUUACGAACUUGGUGUCGAAUUAUAAUAAUGUGCCCAGUGACACGUACAGUAAUCUACAAUAUAGUAUAAGCCUGUAUGUAUAUAAUUUCGCUGGUGACUAUUGAUCCGCAAUCAACAGGUUUUGUGCUCUGUGUGUAUUGUGUAUAUCUAUCAUAUUGUAACGUUCUGGCCUCCGCCAACCUUUUCUAUUGCAUAUUCCACUGUGAUUUUUAACUAUAUUAUUUUAUUCAUUAAUGAUCUUAUUAAUGGAAUACAGUCAUCAUAUGAUUGAUUUAUAAGUUUUUCUUGUAACUACCGUACCUUUUGGUACAAUUCGAGAACUAACUGUAGUACAUUAAUGGGUAUUUUAUGUUUUAAUAUAGCAUAGUGUCUUGUGUUAACACAAGUUAAAAUUAACACGUUUUAAAUUCGAUAUGUGGGUGAUCAGGGAUAAAGCACCGAUGUUGCUUAAGUUUUCUUUAAUGAUAAUCAAAUAUGUAGUUAUUAUUAGAGAGCAAAUUGUAAAUAAACAUCCAAAUAUCCCUUUU